Pseudocercospora fijiensis CIRAD86 is the source of this 2331-nucleotide messenger RNA. RefSeq lists its product as uncharacterized. Bases 60 to 1706 code for a protein of 548 amino acids. NCBI's taxonomy places the organism in Eukaryota, Fungi, Ascomycota, Dothideomycetes, Mycosphaerellales, Mycosphaerellaceae. The transcript is spliced from 2 exons. The record is from RefSeq and is a predicted model, not a curated record.
AAAGCGCCCUCGCACGUCAACUUCAACUGGCCAAUUCCUCACUUCCUGGACCCGCAGCUAUGGCAGCUGGCGCACCCGCGCCCGAUGGCUACGCACCGCUUUCAUCUGCUGGCUAUUCUGGCUAUGGCGCUCCUCCAGCGAAUAUGUACGGUGACCCCUCUGGCGACAAUUUCUAUGUCUACCCUGGCUACAAUCGCGAUGCCUCCGAUCCUGCUGAACCUAAUGGCGAAGCUCUUCGACCCUUUGGGAAGCGGAGAAGGAGUCGCAAGAAUGCCGAAGAAGAUGACGAGGAAGAUAUUGCAAUGUCAAAGGCGCCUAAGCAGAAGAAGCCUCGGCUUGCGGCUGCUGGUUUCAGAUCCUAUGACUUGGCCGAAGAGGCCGUCGGCCCACAGGCAAGUAAGGCCAAAAACGAAGCUCAGAGGCAAUUCGAGAAAGAGAAGGAGCGAAAGGCCCUAGACAAGGCCAAGGCCGAAGGUCGAUUCAUCAUGCUGCAAGCCGCGAUCAAAGGCAAGAAACGUGUUGUCCGGCUGAGCAUUCCCGGCAACAGACUCGCGCAAGUCAUUGCCCAACAGGCAGCGAAGGCCGCUAUGGCUGCUGCCGCAAAUGGAGACGCCGAUGCAGAGCACGAAGACGAGGACGGCGUGCUUCAGUCUGCGCAUGCAGAUCACUAUGACGAGGACGAAGAGGACGCCGAGGGUCUGCUCCUCAAGAGUGACAUUGCACCCAAGAAGAGGGCUAGCGACGUGUACGAGCAGAAACUGCGAGACGGCCUGGUGAUCACUGGCAACACGAAGAAGGCCUUGGUUCCUGUCGAAAAGGACGAAAGCUACGGCUACGUCUAUCGCGAGAGGCUUCCAAAUGGCAAGCGCGUUGCUAGGCACCUCGGCACGGAUGGGCAACCGAAAGAGCGACGAAAGAAGGCCACGAAGCAUAACAGGAAUUACGAAGAGAUUGACAUUGGCUCAGAUGAUGACGACUUUGAGAAUGACUCUUCCUUUGUGGCUAUUAACAGUGCCACGAGCAGGGGUCGACGCUCACUGCCGGGCUAUCUACAGAACCGCCACGCUGAUGAUGACCCUGACGCGCCUUCUGAAUUGCCUGAAGACCAUCGUGACCGACCGUAUCAGCCAUCGCGACAAAAUCGACCGAAGGCUAAAGCGUCGCGGCUCAGCGAUGCUGCUGAUGCUCAACUUCAGCAAGAAAGCGAAGCCGCAUCAGCAGAGAAUACUCCUGCAAAGAAGUCCGCUCAUCGACCAUCCUUUGGCGGCAAGCAACCAUCGAUGCGUCCUCACAAUGUCGACAAUCCGAUCAGUGUCGAGGACGAUGGUGACGACAGCGACGACGCCGAUGGUGUUAUCGAUGCGGUCGCAAAUGGCAGCUCCGGCAAUGACAAUGGAACACUCGUCACGAACGGCUCGGGUUCUCGACCAACAAGCAGCGGCAGGCCUCGAGGCCGACCAUCCAAAGCAGACAGUGCGAAGACAACACCCAGCAAGCAAGCUCAAGCCAUCGAUGCCGCCGCUCAGCAAAAGCGCAUGGAAGAAGAGAAUCGUCUCGCAAAGCUGCAAAUGCUGGAGAUGCUCGAAGGCGGUGGAGGUGACGACUUCGGCAUUGGAGCACGUGGUGACUUCAACGACGUGAGCAUGGCGGAUGACUUCGAGAGCGACGGCGAGGACGAGAUCCCAGCACGGAGGGUCAAGGUCUAGAAUCUUGUUACUGCUGUUUGCUGCUCGAGCAGUCUUGAGCCGAUGCUCAAAUUCAUGGUUUGGAAGGUUGAGCGACUGCAGACUGAGCUGACGCCUCAUCAGAUGUGUCGUUGUUUGACAGGGUUCUAUGGUCUUGGCGCUACUUGAUGAUGUUUGUGAUUGCUGUAUGGAUGCCCAAUUCCGAUUCUCAAUGCACGCUCUUUCAUCCCGAGUUCCAGGUUGUCUACUGCCGUGCCGAGAGAGGGAGGCGUUUGCGCCGAAAGCUUGAUGAGGAUUUCCGACUAGCAGUAGUCCGCGUCGACUUCAUGGACCAGGUCUUGAUGUAUGAGGUUGAUGCGAGUCAUUGAGCGCUUGCUUCUACAUGGUCUAUGAGGCUGUGCGUUCGACAGGGUCUUGGCGUAAUGGGGAACUGGUUACCAAGGGCUUCCUUUGAUGAAUUCAGUUCUUGGGUGGCAGCCUGGACUCGCCAUUGAGAUCGCCUAUCUGUGCAGAUCUAGUGGUGGCUACCGAACGUUUGGUCGUCGGAAUUCCUGUACGAGCGCGAGGCGUGGUCAUGGGCAUGCUGCUAGGAUCUAGCUACUUACUGUAUAUAUAGCCGUGGCUGCAUUGAUCAUGCUCGCUUUUG